This is a messenger RNA of Acanthochromis polyacanthus (spiny chromis), 8395 nucleotides long. It is a transcript of the gene sbno2b, whose product is annotated as protein strawberry notch homolog 2. Bases 295 to 5091 code for a protein of 1598 amino acids. Gene Ontology annotation, cellular component: nucleus. Lineage: Eukaryota; Metazoa; Chordata; Actinopteri; Pomacentridae. The transcript is spliced from 32 exons. The record is from RefSeq and is a predicted model, not a curated record. Gene Ontology annotation, molecular function: histone binding; chromatin DNA binding. Gene Ontology annotation, biological process: regulation of DNA-templated transcription.
GCGGCGGAAAUAUUUUCUCGCUAUUCAAAAUGGCACCGUCUUACGGAAGUGAAGAAAACAAGUACGAAGAAUAAGUUGGAUAAAAUUGCUCAUUUCCUUUGCUUUGACGCGAAUCUUCUCUCAAAAUCAACCACACGCUCGGGGUUCGGAUUGAGAACAAAGUAACGCGUUAACGGUCAUGGAGAGCAUUUGCCCUUGUUGAAAGUACUAUCUCAUAGACAGCCAGCACGUGGGUGGCGGUUUGAGGGUGCAUCGUCUAAGUCAGCUGGAGGUCAUGUGUGAAGCUGUGGUCUGAUGCCCACCCUCCACUCAGCGUUGGCCAUGGACGGGGAGAACUACCUGCAUCCAGAAGGCCCUCAGCUGGACAGCAGCUUGUUCUCUAUGCCCUCCUCUAACAUGGAGAGUUCAAUAUUUGCCUCCUCUGGUUCCUGGGGAUCCUUCUCUCAGCAGGCUGGAUACAGCAUACACUGCCCUAUGCAAUCUGGAAACCAGCAAUACCACUUGAACAGCAGCACUACCACCACCACUCCAGAUAUGCACAUGGACAUGUACUCGGGAUUCUCUGACGUGGACUUUUCCAGCCUCAACCUCCCUCGUAAUGGAGAUUUCACCCAGGACCUGUCCUGCAUUGAUGACCUCUCUACAAACUCUCUGUUCUCCUCUCCGGCUGACUCACUGUCGGAGUAUGCUGAUACCCAGUCCUUCAUCAGCACAGACAACCUAGACACAGUGCCCACGCUCUGGGACAUCAACACUAGUACCACCACCACACCAGCACAGAGCCAGUUGGAGAAUGGCACCAGCAGGUUUCAAGGCUUGGCCAGUUUGGAUGAUAUAACCGCUAUUAUCAGCACACCACCUUUAGGAGGAUUCCAGGCUCAGCGAACCCAGGCAGCACCAGAGGAGGAAGAGGAUGCAGAGGAAGAGGAGACGGAGGAGCUGGGACAUGUAGACACAUAUGCUGAGUACAGACCUUCCAAAUCCACUAUAGGAAUUUCUCAUCCCGACAUAGUGGUUGAAACCAACACGCUAUCCAGUGUCCCUCCUCCUGACAUCACAUAUACUCUGUCUAUACCCGAGUCAACUAUUAACAAUGGCCUGCUGUCUGCUCUGCAGCUAGAGGCUGUCAUCUAUGCCUGCCAGCAACAUGAGGUGAUCCUCCAGAACAACCAGAGGGCAGGCUUCCUGAUCGGAGAUGGGGCAGGGGUCGGAAAGGGACGAACCGUGGCAGGAAUCAUCCUGGAGAACUACCUUAAGGGAAGGAAGAAAGCACUAUGGUUCAGCAUAUCCAAUGACCUGAAAUUUGAUGCAGAGAGAGAUCUCAAAGACAUAGAGGCCCCGAAUAUUCCUGUGCAUGCCUUAAACAAGAUAAAGUAUGGAGACACAGCUACCUCAGAAGGAGUCCUGUUUGCAACUUACUCUGCCCUGAUUGGAGAGAGCCAGGCAGGAGGACAGCAUCGGACGAGAAUUAAACAGAUCCUGGAUUGGUGCAAGCCAGACUUUGAUGGAGUUAUUAUUUUUGAUGAAUGCCACAAAGCCAAGAAUGCAACAUCUACAAAGAUGGGCAAGGCAGUGCUUGACCUUCAAAACAAGCUGCCACGGGCCAGAGUGGUGUAUGCCAGUGCCACAGGUGCCUCUGAGCCAAAGAACAUGAUCUAUAUGAGCCGCCUGGGAAUCUGGGGUGAGGGCACACCUUUCAGAACCUUUGAAGACUUCCUCCAUGCCAUUGAGAAGAGAGGUGUCGGAGCCAUGGAGAUUGUUGCCAUGGACAUGAAAGUAAGCGGGAUGUACAUUGCCAGACAACUGAGCUUCUCAGGUGUGUCUUUCCGCAUCGAAGAAAUUGGACUGGAUAGUGACUUCAAGCUGGUUUAUAACAAAGCUGCCAAACUGUGGGCUGAGGCAUUGCAAAUGUUCAUGCGUGCAGCCGAUGAGCUGGGCCUGGUCAGCAGGAAGUCACUGUGGGGGCAGUUCUGGUCGUCUCACCAGCGCUUCUUCAAAUACCUCUGUAUCGCUGCCAAGGUCCGCUGCCUGGUGGAGCUGGCCCAGAAAGAGUUGGCGGCAGGAAAGUGCAUCGUUAUUGGGCUUCAGUCCACUGGAGAAUCUCGCACCAGAGAAGUCUUGGAUGAGAAUGACGGACAUCUUGACAGAUUCGUUUCGGCAGCAGAGGGAGUAUUCCAGUCUCUUGUAACGAAGCAUUUCCCUUCAGAGAAACAGAGGAGAGAAAAGGCACCUGGGAAUAAAAGAAAACGGAAGCCAAGAGGUCGCCAGCCGAAAGUACCCAAGCACACGGUGGACAGCGGCGGUGUGAUCAACAUCACCGACGACAGCAGCAGUGACUCUGAUGGCAUGGACACAGACUCCAACUCUUCACCAGACUCCUUGCUAGACAAUGACAACGAUGUCAUCUUUGUGAACCACACUAGCUGCCAGACAGCCAGGAUAGAGGAGUUGAAACAGGGCCUCCUCAACAAAAUAUCAGAACUGGGAAAAGAACUACCUCUCAAUACAUUGGAUGAGCUCAUUGAUAAGUUUGGAGGACCAGAUAAAGUCUCUGAGAUGACUGGACGUAAAGGUCGUGUGGUGCGACGUCCUGAUGGCAGCGUUCAUUAUGAGUCACGGGCUGAGCAAGGUCUUACGAUUGACCACAUCAACCUCAAGGAAAAAGACCGCUUCAUGGGCGGAGAGAAGUUGGUGGCCAUCAUCUCAGAGGCAGCCAGCUCUGGGAUUUCCUUGCAGGCAGAUAAGCGAGUGAAAAACCAGAGGCGUAGGGUCCACAUGACCCUGGAGCUACCUUGGAGUGCAGACAGGGCUAUUCAACAGUUUGGUCGAACCCAUCGGUCCAAUCAAGUGACAGCGCCAGAGUACAUCUUCCUCAUCUCAGAGUUAGCUGGGGAGAGACGUUUUGCCUCCAUUGUGGCUAAGAGACUAGAGAGUCUGGGUGCGUUAACUCAUGGAGACAGAAGAGCAACGGAAUCCAGAGACUUGAGCAAGUACAAUUUUGAGAAUAAGUACGGUACCAAGGCUCUCGAUAAAAUCACCAAAGCAAUUCUUGGCCACAUAGAGAACAAGGUGCCCCCUCCCAAAGGCUAUCCUGGGGGUGAAGCCAUAUUCUUCAGAGACAUGAAGUUUGGAAUGAUGGACGUGGGCAUCUUUUGUAAGGAGCCUCGCUUUGGGAUCAGUACUGAGAAAGACUGCAGCAUCACAAAGUUCCUAAAUCGGAUCCUGGGCCUGGAGGUCCACAAGCAGAAUUAUCUCUUCCAGUACUUCACUGAUAACUUUGACUACUUAAUUGAGAAAGAUAAGAAGGAGGGCAAAUACGACAUGGGAAUCCUAGAUCUCGCCCCAGGUAACGAUGAGAUUUAUGAAGAGAAGCAGGAAACUUUCUUGACAGUGGGAAACCCUCAGGAUGGACAGGUUGUUCUUUAUAAGAUCAGUGUGGACAGAGGUAUGCCCUGGGACGAGGCCUACAACAGGUCACUAAAGCUCAGCGGUCCUGAUGAGGGAUUCUACUUGUCCCAGAAACCGCGAGGUAACCACCCAGUAGUGCUGCUAGCUGAGCAAGGACGAGGCAAGAACUUCAUCAUCUACAAACCCAACAUUGGCAAGCAGACUCACCUUGAGAGUCUGGACAACCUGCAUCAACGUUACCGAAAGGUGACUCCCGAGGAAGCCAGGGACAGCUGGGAGAACCAGUUCACCUUCUCCUUCAAGAAGUGCAGUCACGCCAACUGGAACGGGAAGUGUAAGAAAAUCGAGGAAGGCCAAGAGUGUCUGCAGGGAAUGCGCCUCCGUCAGUACCACAUGCUGUGUGGAGCUCUGUUGCGGGUGUGGAAGCGUGUAUCCGACGUGGUUUCUGACAUCACCAGCUCCAGCAUCCUCCAGAUCGUGCGCCUUAAAACUAAGCAGCACAACAAGCAAGUCGGCAUCAAGAUCCCAGAGAACUGUGUGGCUCGUGUUCGCGAGGAGCUGCUGUUGAUGGACGAGGAGGUGAAGAGGAGGCGGAAGGAGAAGGAGCAGCAGGCCGUGGAGCAGCGCCUGGCUGAGGAACGCAAGCGUAAAAUGGAGCAGCAGAACAGACAUCUCCUGCAGAAUCUGUUCAGCCAGAAGCAAAUGCACAACCAGUCCCUCGCUCAGACUCUCGCCCAGAACCCCAUGCUCAAACAGAAACUGAACCAAAACGCCCUGCAAAGGACUCAACCCGGGAGCAUCCCUCAGCUGCAGAGAAUGCAGCCCCAAAGCCAGUCUGCUUUAGCGCUCCCCCAAUACGACAUACCUCUGUUGUCCUUACAGAGAAAUCAAACCCAGCAAAGGACCCAAAACAACUGGCCCAACAAUUCCACCUCCUCCACCACCACCAACCAAGGCCCUCUGACCAACACAGUUAGCCUCGAUUUCUCACAGUUUUACUCGCAGCCCUUCGCGUCCCCUUUUUCACUGCCGAAGAACCCGUUGCUUCCGCUCCAACAGACCACACUGUCUUCCAAGAACCCCCUGGCUGACAUCUUGGACCUGACUGUGAGUUCACCGUCGCCGUCUCCAGACAGCACCGAGGGCGGGCUGAGUCUGGACACUCUAACAGGCAACUCUGCGGCAUUCUCAGAUGACUUUAAUCUGGAGUCUCUCAUCUCCCAGAGCGUACCGAAUGCCCAGCAUCAAAUACAGCAGCCCAUUUUACUUCAGCAACAACAACAACAGCAGCAGCAACAGCAACAACAGCAGAACCACAACCUGUUGCCCAACAACCACCAGGACUUGUUAGAUUUAUUUGACUUGCCCCUGUCGCCCCCGAUGCCCACGCAGAAAGCCAGCCCCUCGUCCUCGUCCUCCUCCUGCUCUUCCUCCACGUCCUCCACCUCCGCCGUGUCAAACAACCCGGUUUCUCUCUUCUCCAACUCAUCCUCCGCCGCCUCGCUGUUUUCCAACUCUACCUCUCGCUUCCCCGCCGCCUAUCUCCUCCCGCAGCCAGACUCUGUCUCUUUACCAAACGGUCACUGCAGCUCCGGCGCUCUCGACGUCCGCGAGGCUCUGAACAGCAUGUUGCAGGCUGGGCCGGACCGCAAGUCUGUCAUCCAGUACCGGCAGCAAGACUAGGAGCUUACACGACGACAGCUAGUCUGGACUUAGUUUAUCUUUGGAUAUUUUUUUUUUGUCUUUUGAAGCAGAUUGCGUCUUGUUUGCUGCUGUCUACGAUCGCACCCUUGGACCUGCUCCCUCUCCCCUCAGGGCGUUUAGUCAAGUCACUGCCUGUCCUGCGCUGGGCUCACCCUUCUCUUUAUCCACCUGUAGCGUUCACCUGCUUGAGGCUGUCGAGGUGAUGUCGGGGCUCGAUCAAUAUCGGAUUUCUGCACCAAAGUGUGUCCUCCACAGUAAAAGGCAGCUGUUUGAAAAAAAAAAUUAAAGGAAGUGGAAGAGAAAAAAACGUGAUAACUGUAUUUUAUCGAACAUACGAGCUGUCAAAACACAAGCUCAUCCAUGAGGUGUGGAAAUCUUUAAUACAACCUCCCGCUGCUGAUUUUUACGAGGUAUGAUUGGUGAAGUUUGCUGGAAGCUCUAAAUGCCUUUCACCAGUUAAAACCACAUCUUUAGACUUUUGCUUUACUGUUACUUCGCUUCAUGGCUGUUUGUCUUGAUUUUAAAAAAACAACAACAAGAAAAAAACCUGUAUGCAAGGCUUGGUUUGAGUGAAACAAAACAAAUGUUGAACUGGAAGACGAGAGCGACAACCCAUCUUUUAGCUGAUUAGCCAUGAAAUGCCUCAGUUGUCAUUAUUUCUUCUACAUGCUCCCUCUUGUUUCUCUCCCAGCUUGUAUGAACACUAGUGUGAGGAAAAGGGAGAGGAAGAGCAGUCUGCUGUUGCAAACAGUGCCUUUUGGAGAAAUCUAUAAAUGCAGUCUUUAGAAUCCAUGUAGCCUAAUGUAUAGAUUUGUACUCUUGAGCGUUGGUUUUAAUUUUAAUUUAAUAUGGUAUAUUUGUAUUUAACUUUUAGCCCCUUCAGUGAGUCAGUCAGUCAGUUAGUUGUUGUUUGUGUUCCUCUCUGCUGGUGUUGGGUUUCAGGAAGACACUUCCAUGUAGCCUGUAUAUGCUUGUACGACUGUCUGCUCUCAAAAGAAGAGCUGUGUUCUUUAUUUGUGUCCUUUCUGCUGCAGGUUAGAUGAUGUUUGAGGCAGAUUGUUGAGCAGCAUGGAUAAAAAUUGUGUCCAAAAGUUUUAUCCAAACCCAACGUCCCCGUUUGUUUUCUUAAAGCUGACAGAGUUUGGGUGACGUGACUCCUGUUUUGUUUUGAUAUGGAAUUCCUCAGGAAAGUCUUGAGUGUUUUUUUCUGUGUGUGUGUGUAUAAGUGUCAUUUUGACCAACAUAAAUAUAUAAAUCUGUUUUUUAGUCUUCAGAAUUUCAAGUUAAAAAGAAUGCCCUCACUAAAUCGUAAGUCUAAAUGUGUGUUCUCGAGCAUCAGGUUCUAGAGGAGUUCAACAAAUAACAAAUAUCUGAGUAUGUACGUUUCCAUUUCAGGCGCAGAUGCUGUAAAAACCUUUGAAAAGACGUGGAUGUAAUGUUCACUGUGUAUGACAUUUAGAAACCUGUGAGAUCUGACCAUCUUUGUGUGAAAACGAUGCACUGGAGUUGGUUCGUGACAAAAAGCCGGGUGAAGUCCAAGCGAUCAAAAAGCAAUAAAACAUUAUUCUACACUUGUUCUGACACAGACAUGCCUAAGUACUGUUUACGCUCAACAGGCAGAGCUUUGUAGUUACCUUUGCAUGGUAUGAAUCUUCUUUUUUCUGUUGUGCUUCAUAGUCUUUUAGUUAAAGCACAUUCUGAAACGCAUACAAACCAUUGUAAAGUACGUUUUUUCACAGGCGGGACGCCACGCGUUCUGGAUGUUUUAGUCAUCGUUAUUAUAAAAGUUAUUGUUAUUUAUAUUUAAGGGAUAUUUAGAUUUUAGAUACGUUAUCUUGCUUAUUAUAAUAGUUAACGACAUGUUUGGUCAGGGAAGUUGCUAGUUUUCAAGAUUGCUAUAAUAAGAAGAAUUCUAUUAUAACCUGCCACCAAAUAAGAUUGCACUGUUCUGUACUGCUGUACAGCGUCUGGAUUCGUUUCUGCUCCUUUCACUUUUUGCUUUUCUCAAGUAGAAUUGUUUCUCCAACUCGUAGACCUUUGCCAGGCCUUCAGUUCGCAGAGAGAUACCAAAGUAUUCCACAGACACCCCUAAAGUUACUGCUUCUAAGAUAUCAGACCUUUUAUCAAUCUCAGGAAGAAACCUACAAGCGGUGUGACGUCGGGGCGUUAGCAGAAAUAUAUCAUUUCCCCUUAUAACAGUGGUGAAACUAAUGAAUACAUCGUGCUAUUUUUUUCUUAACUCUGUGCUGUGACUCUUGCUGUAUUUAUGUUUUAGACUUAAUGUGAUGGGUUUGUUGUUUGUCCUUGUGAAAAUGUCGGUGAUUCUAAAUGUUUAUGCCUUCUUAGGGCAGUGAUGAAAGACUGUUUCUUUUGGAGAAACUUUAUUUUUCUGUGGCAGUUUGUUUUCUAUUUUUUAAAUUUGUGUUGCAGUUGUUGGACGUUUAAUUCAUGCUGACAGAUUUUUAGUCGAUUCGCACCCGAGUUCAUACUGUAAUGUGCAAUUGAUCUGUCCAAGCCCCUCCCAACAGAUUCACAACAGUUUCUAGGAUCAGACUGACUCACUCACAGUAUCUCAGAUUCUUGUUCAUUCUCCACCGCGCCGUGUUUUCCUCCUUCGUUUUUGCUUUUAAUAUUCCUCAUCAGGCACAUUCCGAGACGUCAGUCUGCAAAAGUUCUGCCUUUUGAUUUUGUGUUUUAUGCUCACAAACAUAAAGCUUUAUGCAUUUGAGGGAUAUGGGCAGCAGUGUUAGGAAAAAAGCUUCUUUUUUUUUUUUUAAAUAGGAUUCCUUUAUUUGUGUUAGGCCUUUUAAUCAUUUUGUCAUGUUGCACUAAGAAUGGCAUAAUCAAGUUACUGUUCUCUUGUUGGUUAUGAUUGAGCGUUGCAAGCUUGUGUUUCUGUUCUUUGAUGGAUUGCUCUGUGUAUACUGUAACCAUCUUUCUCGUUUCUCAACAAUUUGCAUAUUAUAUAAAUGUUAUCACUCAAAUAAUUUAUUGCUAACAAAAAAAUGAAACAAAAAACAUGCUACUGAUUGUAUGUAUUUUUAAACAAAGCCUAUUUUUUCUGUAAAAAACAAAACAAAAAAGAAAACUGUGUUCAGCACUUUUAUUCUGGGUUGUGCUUUUGUUUUCUAUAUAUUUAUAAUUUAGAUCCAAAUGUAUAUAUUGUAAAAUUUGUGCCUUUCGACUAAUUCUUUAAAAAGGUUUUCUACUCAUUAAAGGAAGGACUAUACGAAAUUGCAAUCUUAACUUUGUAAACAAAUAAAAACUUGAAGAUUGCUGAAAA